UCUGAAGAAAAGGGGGAAGGGGGAAGCAAACAAAACCACAAACCACAAACUGAGGUUUCCAGCUCAGUUUGCCGGCAUAAUCGCCUCGUCGGCUUGAACAGUUGUCAUCAGAGCAAAAUCAGGAAAAGAGAAAGACCAUUUUUAGAAAAUACCAACAAAGCGUUAAUUUUGCUUGGUUCCUUUCUGCCUACAGAACGAAAAUGGAAGGUUCCACAUCUAGUACAAAAAUGUUGGAUUUCUUAUUCCUUGUCGGAAAAUUAAAGCAUGUCAAGAGAACUGGUUGGGUGCUGAGACAUGUACCAGAUCCAGAAUGUGUCGCUGGCCACAUGCAUCGGAUGGCUAUCAUAACAUUCCUUCUUGAUUCAUCAGAAACCUCUGUAGAUAAAGUAAAGUGCAUGCAGCUAGCACUUAUUCAUGAUUUAGCUGAAUGUAUUGUAGGUGAUAUUACGCCUCACUGUGGAGUGGACCCGGAAGAAAAACAUAGGAGAGAGGAUGAAGCUAUGAAGGAGUUAUGUGAUUUGGCUGGUGUCAGUGGAGUAGAGCUGUAUUCUUUAUACAAGGAAUAUGAAGCCAAAAUGACUCCUGAAGCCAAAUUUGUUAAAGAACUUGAUAGCCUUGAUAUGAUUUUAGAAGCUUUUUCUUAUGAAAAGGAAGAAAAUCAGCCUGGGCAUCUCCAAGAAUUUUUUGAUUCCACAAAAGAUAAGUUUUCCCAUCCCCUCGUACUUUCUCUUGUCAAAGAACUUCAUAAACGCCGCUCUGAAUUUGUUAAAGUUGAAAUCCAGAACAAGUAGCUAUCCAACAAGUUUUUUCUUCUUUCAAAAUUUAAUUUUGAUUAUGUAAAAGUUACUGUUAGAGAAAGUAAUAACCAAAUGAUUCAGGAAAUUAUGUACACCUUUUUUUCUUUAUUUUAUAAUCUGGAAUAUAACUGGCAUACAUCUUUGUA
Molecule: messenger RNA, 943 nt
Organism: Frankliniella occidentalis (western flower thrips)
Lineage: Eukaryota; Metazoa; Arthropoda; Insecta; Thysanoptera; Thripidae
Product: 5'-deoxynucleotidase HDDC2
Exons: 4
Coding region: 201-791 (196 amino acids)
Cellular component (GO): cytoplasm
Molecular function (GO): 5'-deoxynucleotidase activity
Source: RefSeq, a predicted model, not a curated record